Messenger RNA from Syzygium oleosum, 1790 nucleotides. Its product is annotated as metacaspase-1-like. The record is from RefSeq and is a predicted model, not a curated record. Bases 218 to 1342 code for a protein of 374 amino acids. The transcript has 5 exons. Gene Ontology annotation, molecular function: cysteine-type endopeptidase activity. Gene Ontology annotation, biological process: proteolysis. Lineage: Eukaryota; Viridiplantae; Streptophyta; Magnoliopsida; Myrtales; Myrtaceae.
ACUUUUGACUCCACCAAAACCAACUUCUCCUUCUCCGCCUCCUUCUCCUUCUUCUUCAUCUUCAUCUCUUCUCCUCUCCCCUCUGCUUCUCUUCUCUGAGAUCUUGGCUUUGACAGAGGUCAUUCCUUCCUCCAUCUCCGCCCAUUGCCAAAGCACCAUCUUCACCUCUCUCUCUCUCUCUCUCUCUCUCUCUCUCUAUCUCUCUGGGCCAGUUAUAAUGUUACUGGUCAACUGCUCCAACUGCCACACUGCAUUGCAGCUGCCGCCGGGUGCCGCCUCCAUCCGCUGCGCCCUCUGCUACGCCGUCACCCUCGUCGCCGAUCCCCGCUCCCCGCCCCUGCCUCCCCCCGCCUCCCACUCCUCCUCCUCCUUCCACCACCACCACCACCACCACGCCCCCCACAACCCGCCUCCGCCGCAGCCGCAGCCGCCGCCGCCCUCCUACGGGCCGCCGGGCCUCCCUCCUCCGGCCCACGGCGGUAAGCGAGCCCUGAUAUGCGGCGUCUCGUACAGGAACACCCGGGACGAGCUCAAGGGCUGCGUUAACGACGCCAAGUGCAUGAAGUUCUUGUUGAUCAAUCGCUUCAAGUUCCCCGAGUCCUCCAUCCUCGUGCUCACCGAAGAUGAACGCGAUCCUUUGAGGCGUCCGACCAAGCACAACAUAAGAAUGGCGUUGAAUUGGCUUGUCCAAGGUUGUAGGCCUGGGGAUUCUUUGGUAUUCCAUUUCUCUGGUCAUGGAUCGCAGCAGAGGAACUACACUGGUGACGAGGUGGAUGGAUUUGAUGAAACGCUCUGCCCUUCAGAUUUUAGGACCCAAGGAAUGAUUGUCGAUGAUGAGAUCAACACGACAAUCGUCAGGCCUCUUCCUCAUGGGGUUAAGCUUCACGCCAUUAUUGAUUCUUGUCACAGCGGCACUAUGUUAGAUUUGCCCUUCCUCUGUAGAAUGGACAGAAGAGGUCAGUAUAUCUGGGAGGACCAUAGACCUCGUUCAGGAGUAUGGAAAGGGACAAGCGGGGGAGAAGUGAUUUCUUUUAGCGGCUGUGAUGAUAAUCAAACUUCUGCCGAUACUUCGGCUCUUUCACAGGUUACUUCAACCGGUGCUAUGACUUAUUCCUUCAUCCAAGCCAUUGAGCGUGGACAUGCCACCACUUAUGGGAACAUGCUGAAUGCGAUGCGGGCUACCAUUCGGAACACAGGCGGCGAUGAACUUGAGGGUGGACUUGUAACUUCUCUUAUCACGAUGCUUUUGACAGGUGGGAACCUCAGCACACGACUAAGACAGGAACCUCAAUUAACUGCGAAUGAGCGAUUUGAUGUGUACACGAAGCCCUUCUCUUUGUAGCGCGGUGGACAGAAGGCUUUUUUCAAGUUUGCAUCGGUUCUUAUUCAUCAUCAGGUCAAUGGCAUCACGGCUAACUUGGGUUCCACGUAGACGGAAAUCUGCCUUGCGGUGUUCUGGAUGAACGUGCAGAGUGUUUUAUAGCUUGUACUACGUGUCUGAAUCUCGAUGCCUUUUUCGUGUGUAGUGGAUGGCUGUUGUUGUGGAAACAAGAGGAGCAAUGCUGUGCAUAUCUAGAUCAGCAUUCCAGCUUUUUUCACUAAGCUCUACAUUCCAACACCAGCUCCCCCACAAUGUUUACAGUGCUAGAAAGGUAAAAGAAAUAGAAGAGGUAAAAGGGGAGGGCAGAAAAAUUUGAUGCUUGAGAUGAAGGUGUUCUCUUCGACGAUGAUGUUUGGGUGCAGCUCACCUCAUAAUCACUCGCUUAUUCAAUAAUACAGGACUUUGAAUA